AUGGAAUAACCUGAAAAAAUUCAAGAAGAUCCUAAGAUGCUUUUAUUGACAAUGGAAUUAAAUAGAAUGGCAUAUGAAAGAUAGAUUAUUAAAUCUAAGGAAGAAUUUUAAAAGAAUAAUAAUUCUAAUAAAGAUAAUCAAUAAAUUAAAGAAUAUGAGAAAUAAAUGAAAUAACUUAAAGAAGCUCUAAAUUAAAAAGAUAAAAAAUUAGAAUAAUUAGUUUAAGAACUCAAUUAAGAAAAAUAAAAAAACCAAUAACUCUAAAAAUAAAUAGAUAGUAUUUAAAAAUAAAUUUAAUAAACUAAAGAACCUAAAAUUCAUUCAUAAGCAGACUAAAAAUUUCUUCAAUAAUAAUUAUUAUAGUAAAAAUUACAAUAAUAGACUCAAAAAGCCUAACCUUAAAUUUUGAUGUAGACUGUUUAAUAAAAAGGAAAUCCAAACUCUAAAUAAAAUCUAAAUUAGUAACAAUAGUAAUAGCCUCCAAUAAUUUAAUAAUAAUAUUCAUAGUAAUUAUAUCAACAUCAAUAAUAAAAAUCUUCAUAAUCUAAGCAUACAUCAAAUCAAUAAAAGUAAAUGUAUUAACCUUAACAAUCAUAAUAUCCUUAAUAACCUAUAUAAAUAUAAUAUAUGCAGACAAGAAAAUGA
Messenger RNA from Paramecium pentaurelia, 645 nucleotides. The record is from the annotation of a GenBank genome assembly. Lineage: Eukaryota; Ciliophora; Oligohymenophorea; Peniculida; Parameciidae.